This is a messenger RNA of Cydia splendana, 986 nucleotides long. RefSeq lists its product as uncharacterized. The record is from RefSeq and is a predicted model, not a curated record. The coding region runs from base 37 to 975 and encodes 312 amino acids. Lineage: Eukaryota; Metazoa; Arthropoda; Insecta; Lepidoptera; Tortricidae. The transcript has 6 exons.
UCAUCAUUUCUUUUAAGUAAGAAAAAUAUCACAAACAUGUCUCGCUUUGCUUUCCUCGCAUUGUGUGUCCAGGCUGGCCUGAUCCAGACUGCUCUCUGCGGGCUCGCGUGUGGUUGCAGUCAAAUCUCUUACGCGCCCUCCGGUUACAUCGGCGGCGUCGAAAAAGUCAUCGAGAACUACAGUGUUAGUGCGCCCAGCUGCAGCGUUAGUGCAUAUGAGUACAGUGCACCUAGCGUCAGCUACAGUGCGCCUAGCAUCAGCUACAGUGCGCCUAGCGUCAGCUACAGUGCGCCUAGCGUCAGCUACAGUGCGCCUAGCAUCAGCGCGGGUGCAUCUAGCAUCAGCAGCGGCUACGGCGCGUCGUACGGCGGUUUGGGUUCCGGAGUCGUGAGCGCUGAAGGCAUCAUCGGCGCGUCCGGCGAGACGGUCGUGGUCGGAUCCGUGCCGGUGCUCGGUUCGGUGGCGUUCAGUGGCAAGGUCCCGGCGAAGGGCUCCGUGUCUAUCCAAGGACAGUGCGGGUGCGGCUGCAAGCACACCGGCGCCGAGCCGCUGGUGUCGAACUUGCCCUCAAACGCCACCGCGCUCAGGUACGGCAGCGCGCCGGACAGGUCCAGGUCGCCGGACAGGCCGAGGUCCGAGGCGACGGCGAUGCCGGACGGCGCGAUGGGACCGGCGCUGGUCACGAAGUACACAAGAACAAUGACUCGCUUCAGUCUUCUUAUUCUCUGCGUCAUGGCUUGCCUCAUCCAGAUGGCUUUAAGCCAGAAUUGCGGCUGCAACCAACUGGCUUACAGCAGCGGCUCGUACGGCGGCACCGGCACCGGACAGGUCGGCGUAUCCGGCAACAUCGACGCGUGCGGCAAUACUUGCGUCGUCGGCUCCGUGCCCGUGCUCGGCUCCGUGGACUUCGGUGGAUGCGUGCCCGCCUGCGGCUCCGUGUCCAUCUCCGGACAGUGCGGAUGCGGAUGCAACUAAAUUGACUAUUA